GAUUACUUAAAUUAGCACCAAACCAACGACCGUUUCCACUUCCUCAUACCGCCACCACCGCGCCGCCGACGCGAUGGCUCCCGCCGCCGCCGGCAAAUCCCGCCUUGCCCUCCUCGCCGCCGCCCUCCACCUCCUUCUCCUCCUCUCCGCCGCCCACGCCGGGUUGAGCCUCGACCGCUCGGAUCUCCGGGCCCUCGCCGACGUCCACGCUGCCCUGGGCAUCGCCGACGUGCAGAACCGCUCCGCAGCGACCGCCGCCGCCGGUCCCUGCAAUUCGCGCGGCGUCGUCUGCGAGCGGAGGCUCUCCAGCGACGGUGGCUCCUACGUCCUCAGGAUCACGCGGCUCGUCCUCAAGUCGCGGCGGCUCAAGGGGUCCAUCUCCCCGUCCAUCGGGCGGCUCUCCGAGCUGAAGGAGCUGACUCUGGCCGCCAACGAGCUCGUUGACCGAGUCCCGUCUCAGAUCGCCGAGUGCAAGAAACUGGAGAUCUUGAACCUCAAGAACAAUCGGUUCGCCGGCGAAGUUCCGUCUGAGCUUUCAUCGCUUGUUCAGCUUCGUGUGAUCGAUCUCUCUUCGAAUGAAUUUGCCGGGGAUUUGAGUUUCUUGAAGAAUUUCCCCAACCUGGAGAUUCUUGCUCUGUCGGACAAUCUAUUCACUGGGAAAAUCCCAGCUUCUGUGCGUUCAUUUCGGAACCUUCGGGUGUUCGAUGUUUCUGGGAAUGAUUUUCUUGAAGGCCUUGUGCCAUUCUUGAAAGGAGUUGAUGUCGAGCUCUCUGGUUCUCGUGUUCCAAAACGAUAUGUUCUUGCUGAGAAUUCGAGUCUUACAAGUACACGAGGCAAUGCUUCUGCUUCUGCAAAAGCACCAGCAUCACAAUCUCCGUCGCCGUCAGCAAUACUUCAAAGUCUUCACAAGAAAAACAAGAGGAAAUCGGGUAGGUUGGCGCUUGGGUUUUUGGUAGGAGCACUUGCUGGGAGCAUAUCCGGGUUCGUCUUCUCUCUGCUGUUCAAGGUGAUUGUUGCAGCCAUACGGGGUGCAGGCAAAAAGCCAGGCCCUGUGAUCUUUAGCUCACAAAUCAAGAAAGCAGAGGACUUGGCUUUUCUCGAGAAAGAAGACGGGUUAGCAUCGCUAGAGAUCAUUGGAAGCGGUGGCUGCGGAGAAGUUUACAGGGCUCAGUUACCGGGAAGCGAUGGCAUGGUUAUUGCCAUCAAGAAGAUCAUUCAACCCCCACAAGACGCGACGGAGCUGAACGAAGAAGAUAGCAAGGUUCUGAACAAGAAAAUGCGCCAGAUUCAAUCCGAGAUAAGAACAGUUGGGCAAAUUCGGCACCGGAACCUGCUGCCUUUGUUGGCUCACUUCCCCCGUCCAAACUGCCAUUACCUCGUGUACGAAUUCAUGAAGCAUGGGAGCUUGCAAGAUGUGCUGAAUCAGGUCUCGCAGGGAACCAGAGAGUUAGGUUGGCCUGCAAGGCACAGGAUCGCCGUGGGAGUUGCGUCAGGACUCGAGUACCUUCACAUGGACCACAGCAGGCGGAUAAUCCAUAGAGAUCUCAAGCCUGCGAAUGUUCUUCUAGACGAUGACAUGGAAGCCCGAAUUGCAGAUUUCGGGCUCGCAAAGGCUAUGCCUGACGCGAAGACGCAUAUUUCGACUUCUAACGUAGCCGGGACUGUGGGGUACAUUGCGCCCGAGUAUCACCAGACGCUCAAGUUCACGGAUAAGUGUGAUAUAUAUAGCUUUGGCGUCUUGCUGGGAGUGUUGGUGAUGGGAAAGCUACCAUCAGAUGAAUUCUUCCAGCACACCCCAGAAGUUGGUCCGGUCAAUUGGCUGAGGAAAGUGAUGACUUCGGAUAAUCCAAGCGAGGCCAUCGAUCCGAAGUUGAUUGGCAAUGGAUACGAGGAGCAGAUGCUACUGGUUCUGAAGAUCGCUUGCUUCUGUACACUGGAUGAUCCGAAGCAAAGGCCAAACAGUAAGGAUGUCAGGUGUAUGUUGUCUCAGAUCAAGAAGUGAAGUGUUGUCCGAUGAAUAACGCAUUUCUCAAAAAAUGUAGGUUCAAUUAUGUUAAUGAAGCCACUAAGUUGGCCCUCCAACUCUUGCUUUGUAUUCCGUCUUUGAGAUCAAUCAGCAAUUGUCCGUCGUCUUCGUCAAGGAUAGCAGCGACGAUGGUGCUAUGUACUCUAGUAGUGCAGCAAUUUCACCACCACUUGUACUCUUCCAUCAGAAAAUACCCUCUGCUCAGAGUGGAAAACUUUUUUCUUUCUCGUUA
Syzygium oleosum is the source of this 2258-nucleotide messenger RNA. Its product is annotated as leucine-rich repeat receptor-like serine/threonine/tyrosine-protein kinase SOBIR1. NCBI's taxonomy places the organism in Eukaryota, Viridiplantae, Streptophyta, Magnoliopsida, Myrtales, Myrtaceae. The record is from RefSeq and is a predicted model, not a curated record. Gene Ontology annotation, biological process: protein phosphorylation. The transcript has a single exon. Gene Ontology annotation, molecular function: protein binding; protein kinase activity; ATP binding. The coding region runs from base 74 to 2002 and encodes 642 amino acids.